Molecule: messenger RNA, 5055 nt
Organism: Moesziomyces antarcticus
Lineage: Eukaryota; Fungi; Basidiomycota; Ustilaginomycetes; Ustilaginales; Ustilaginaceae
Exons: 1
Coding region: 1-5055 (1684 amino acids)
Molecular function (GO): phosphatidylinositol binding
Source: RefSeq, a predicted model, not a curated record
AUGCCCUCAUCCAUGCGCCGACCGCCGCCGGACAGGCGUAGCAUCGUCAACUCCAUGGGCUUGCCUCCCCGCGAUCCGGUUGCCGAGCCCACCAGCCCCACCUACUACCCCACCUUCCCGCGCUCCCGUCGCGACAGCAACGCAUCCGGCGCAAGACGCAGCGAACGCUCCUUUGGCGCAAGGCGCGCCGACGAAUCCGACCACCAGUACGAUGAUCGCUCCCGUCGCUCGGCCCCGCGUCAUUACGACGACGACCGUCGCCGCCAGGACUCGCGACGCGCCGACCGAGACGACGGCCGUCGUAGGUUCGACAGCCUUCCCGCUGCUCCGCGCUCUCACACCAACAGCACCCGUCGUCCCGCUUUGCCCGACUUCGAUGACGACCGCGACCGCGAUGUGCUGGAUGACCUCGACGAGGAGGAUGCCGAUCAACUCGACGCCGACGACGCGCGCUCCAACAGGCGUCGCAGCAUCAAUCCGCCGCGUCGAUCCAUGGCCCUCUCCGACCGUCCAGCCGUCGUCAGAAAGCCCGUUCCCAAAAAGGCGGAGCGUGACCACGACGACGAGGACGACAACGACGACAAGGCCGACUUUGACCGCCGCCGCCGCUCGGUCAGCAACCCUUACGGCGCACCCGAGCCCUACGAAGAAUACUCGAACGCGCGCUACGUCGAACGCGCACCCGCUCGCUCCGUCUCCAAUGGCAACAUGAGCCGCGAUUACCGUCGCAAGUCCACCAGCGCUCGUCCCACCAAGCCCAGCUCCUACAACUCUCGCGACGCCCGCCGCGACGACCUCGAACGAUCCGCCGACCGCGACUCGCGACGCUCCGAUUCCGCGCGCAACGGCGGUGGCCUGCUCAGUCGCGUGCUCAGCCGAACCUCCGGAAGCAGCCGUGGCGACCUCAAUGCCUCCCGAAUGGAAAGAUCCUCCUCACGCCUCAACCGCUACAGCGAGCGCCAGCCCGGCGCCGAUCGCCGCGACGAGAGCGAGAUCGAACUCGCGCGCAUCGAGGAGGAGGAGAUGCUGCUCGCCAUGAAGAAGCGUCGCAGCGCUGCCAACCGCGCCACAAACGGCUACGAUCAGGACGAUCCUCGCUGGUACAGGGACGACCGCGACCUCCGCCAUCCCGUCAACCGUUCGCGCGUCACCAACACUCACUCCGCUGGCCUCGAACGCUCCGCCAGCGGCGUCCGCAGGAGCAUGGAUCGCGAGCGACACCGCACGCUCGCAACCCUCGAGCGCAACAACCGUCAGGACGGCGAGUUGCCCACCGUCUCGCGAACCGAUGCUGUCGCACGUGCCAGGUCCCAGUCCCACUCUACCUCGCAGCCACAAUCGCGUAGCCGCGCCCUUUCCGCCUCUCGUUCCGCCGCCCCCCCUCAGCGUGCCUCGCGCGAGGCUGCCCUCGCCGCCAUCACCGGCGUCUCCACCGGUGCAGCCGCGGCGAGCGUGGGCAGAAGCAAGUCGCAGCAGGCCGCUCAAGAGGACGAUCAAGACAGCGAGUCCGAAGUGUCGUCGGUCGACGAUGAUCUUCUCCACGAUGCCCCCGAGCCCGCCGAUGUGCAUGACGACGAGGCCGUUCCCGUUAUUGUGGCCAAGCCAGUGCUCAACGGCUCCAAAGCAGCCGUCCCUGCUGCCGUCGCGUCGGCUUCCAAGAAGGUGCCCGAGACGACCAGUGACGACGAGCAGGAUUCGGACGAAGACUCGGACGAGGACAGCACCGAACAGACCUCAGACGAGCCUCCCGUCGCAAAGGCGGCGCCUGCCAUCUCCGCCGCUAUGGUUCGCAAGCCAUCCACCGCGUCCAAAUCUAGCUCGCAGAUCGUCGCCACCAGCGCAGCCGGCCGCGCUGCGCCCAAAGGCUACAUGAACUUCACUCGCAAGUCUCCUGCCGCGCCAGCCGCAGCUCCAGCGACGAAGCCCGUUGCAUCCAAGGCCCGUGCUCACUCCGAGUCGGAGGCGUCCUCUCAGGACAGCGAGGAAGAAGAGGUGGAAGAGACGCCAAAGCCAUCGCGCGCGACGCCGGCUGCCGCAAUCGCAGCUCUCUCGGGUGGAGUUGUUGCCGGAGCAGGCCUGCUCUCCUCCAAGCGCAGCUCCCAAGCCGACAAGGACCAGCGACGAGCCGCCAAGCUUCAGGCCGAGCAGGAGCAGAAGGCGGCCGAGGCGCAGGCCCGUGCCGAAAAGGCCGAGCGCUCGGCCGAGCGACGCAAGGCCAAGCAAGAGGCGUCUGCUGCUGCCGCCGCUGCGGCUCUCGCAGCCAAGGAGGCGAAGCGCAGCGAGAAGAUCAAGAUGAAGGAAGCUAGGCAGGCCGAGCUGGAGCGAAAGCGCGACGAGGAGUCGCAGGCGCGCGACCGAGCCAUCCGCGAACGCGAGGAGGCCGAGGAGAAGCGUCUGCUGGCCAUCCGCGAGAAGGAGCGCGAGCGCGAGGACAAGGCCGAGGCGAGACGACAGAGCCGACGCCGCCCGCACGGAGCCGGAGGCCCCAAGAUGCGCGAUGCAGGCGUCAAGCCGCUCACGCCGCAGCAGCGCCACCACCUGCUCAAGGCGCUCGUCAUGCUGCAGAUGCAGAGCGAGUGGGCCGAGGUCGAAAAGCUCGGCGCACUCACAGAGUACGGCUAUCCCUUCUCCAGCCAGCGCUCCAAGCUCACGCGCGUCAAGACGUUCGAGCGCGGCGAAGAUGCCGGCGAAUACUCGGGCGCUGCGCGCGAUCCGUACGCCAACGACGAUGCGAUGCGCGAGGGUGAGAACCUGCAGGAGCCGCUGCUGCUGCGCCACCUGUUCCACGUGCACCUCCACUCGUUCCCGGGCCUGGACCUGGCGCCUGAGAAGUACUGGCAGAAGCGCAUCCAGCCGUUCUUCGAUGAGAUGGCCGCGCGCAACUUCUCGACGUCGAUCGAGCGCGGCGAAAUCUCCAAGCGAAGACUGUACGCGCUUGCCGCCACGCGCUACCUCGGAAGCUUUGUCUCCCGAGGUUUUGGUGUGCGCGGCGAAGGCGAGACGCGCGGUCCUGGUCUCGGCGACCCUGGCACCGAGAAAUGGGGCGUCGGCAAGAACUGGGGCAAGGGCACCGUCAAGCGCGGCCUCGACCGUCCCGAGCGCAUCGAUGCGGAGCUGAUGCAGAACAUCGACAACCUCUUUGACGGCGAAGGAGGCCGCGUGUGGCGCGCUGCGGGCAAGGAGUGGGCCAAGGUGCGAGGUGAUUGGUGCGCGUUCAAGGAGAGCAUCAUCGAGAGCGAGACGGGCCUGGAGGAUGCCAUCUCGUACCUCGACAUCAGCAGCAUCAAGAAUCUGCCGCCGCACUACCGCAACUCGGUCGAAUUCGCGCGCAUCCACGCCGCCUACAUCUUCUACACGCUGUUUGUGUCUGCGCCCAACGCCGACGAUCUGUUCAAGAUGGUUCGGGGCAUCCACGCGCUGGCGCCGUACUGGGGAGCCAAGCAGCUGCUCAAGUACGCCAAUGCCGAGACGAUGAUCUCGGGCAUCCUGAGUCUGCUGCUCGCGCGACCCGGUGGCGCCAAGUCGCUCAUCCAGCGCGUGUUUUCGUACGUGAUUGGCAAGGAGGCGGCGUACAUCCAGAAGGAGUUUGUGGUGCCGCUGCGCAAGGAGAUCGACGACCCGGAGCUCACCAAGAAGAUCGAGGACUACGUGCGACGCGGCGACCGAGUCGAGUCGCGCCGCGUGCAGCGCGAGGCCAAGAAGCGCGGCGAAGACGUGCUGACCACCAUCCUGCUCACCGCCGGCGGCAAGUUGGGCGGCGAGGCCGAGAACCACGUGCUGGAGCUGCAGCGCUGCUUUGCGCUCUCGCCGUACCGCGGCAACCUGUCGCUCGCGUAUCCCGAGACGACGCCCGCCGGUGCCGACCGGCCGCCGAUGCCGGCGUGGGGCGCGCAGGGCGCCGAGCACACGCGUGCGCGCAAGUUUGCGCUGCUCAAGCUGCUGCUGCGCGAGAGCCUCAAGCGGCGCGAUCGCGAGCAGGCGGUGGAGCUCGCGAGCGGCAGCCUGAUCCCGGCCAUCAUCAAGGACUCGCUCGAGACGGUGUUCUAUCCGGCGAUCCGCGAGAUCGCCGGCAGCGCCAACCUGAGCGAGAGGCUGGGCGACCUUCAAAAGUUUAUCGACGACAUGCUCGAGACCAAGAAGAAGGGCGGCAACAGCAUCGAGGACUGGAUCGCGCUGGCGGCGCGCCACGAGCAGUCGCUCUACGUGCUCUUCCACGAGUGCGCUCCCAUCGCCAAGCCGCUGUGGGACUGGUGCCAGCUGGGACUGGACUACAUGGCGCUCUCGACGACGGAUCCGGCGCAUCCGGCGGACCGACGCGCGGCGAACCUGGAGAUCAACUUUGAGGAGCUGCUGCAGGACUCGCGGCUGAGCGAUGCGGAUGUCAAGAAGAUUGUGGGCGAGGCGGAGCGGCUGGCGCGGUACAGCAAGUGGAUGAAGGUGCGGUACGAGCUGGAGGCGCGCAAGAACUACUUGCUGGCCAAGCCCGAGGCUGCGCAUCCGGGCGGCGUGUCGGAGCGCGAUCUGACGGACGAGACGAUGCGGCGCGAGGUGAAGGACAUUGAUGCGAUGAUGCGCGAUCUGAUGGAGGAGGCGGGCGAGACUUUCGACGACGGCGUGUGCGAGGACGGCGUGCGCGGUACGGAGAAGUACGACUUCCCCUGGGCGUUUUUCGACGAAGUGGAUCCGCUCAACCAGCACCUGGCGGCCGAGGAGGAGGCGGGCGAGCUGCGUGUGCCCAAGGUGGCGGUGGGAUUCCCGCCGCCGAGCCUCAAGCACAUCCGCAAGCUGCAGCCGCUGUUCUGCGAGCUGCUGGCGUCCAAGCUGCCCGAGUGGCAGUCGGAGGACGUGCUGGGCCAGCUGCAGAGCGAUGUGGGCGGCAGCAAGGCGCGCAAAGGCAAGCCGAGCCUGAGCCUGAAGCCGAGGAAGGCCAACACGAGCUUCAGCGAGUCGGCGAGCAUGGCGCCGGCGUACCCGGCGGAGAACAGGAGCAUGCUCAGCACGGCCACCUCGAGGUUCGGCCGUCUGCGCGUGCCGAGCCUGUUCGGACGCAAGUAG